Messenger RNA from Erpetoichthys calabaricus (reedfish), 8754 nucleotides. It is a transcript of the gene proser1, whose product is annotated as proline and serine rich 1. Lineage: Eukaryota; Metazoa; Chordata; Cladistia; Polypteriformes; Polypteridae. The transcript has 13 exons. The coding region runs from base 700 to 3342 and encodes 880 amino acids. The record is from RefSeq and is a predicted model, not a curated record.
ACUUCGGAACUACAGGACUGGAACAGCGUGCGGGGGUCGUCAAGUAGUGCGUGAAAGGACAACUCAAAGCAAACGUUCUUUUUUAUUGUCUUACCGUAAGCGUAAACUCCACAACGAAUUUUUAAAUCACUUUCGGCGGAAUGCCGAAUGUUGUAUUUUAUUUUGUUGUAAUAUUUAAUCCUACACUUUCUCCCCCUUUACCCCCCCCUACGCGUUGGAUGUUGCGUCGGGUCCUAAUAACAAAGGAAGUCGUGGUUCAAUAAUAUAAUCUGAUCUCUUCAUAAUGAAAUCGUGCUAAAAUAACAAUUUAUAAUAUUUUUCUAUAUAUCAUUGAAAUAUAGUUCAGCAAUGUUAAUACAACUGGCGAUUGCAAUCCCUUUAGCGCACGUUUAUCGAUUGUAUAAUGUGGGCUUUGCUUUUGACAGUAGCCGCAAUCCAGAGUCUGUAUAGAACGAAUGGCUAGUGACUCGAGGCUUCCCAUCUGUUGAUUAAUAUUUUAAAUAUUUUUAAUUGGUUUAAAUAGAACAUCAAUUUUUACAGUUUCAUGAACUAUAGUUUCGCAUACCACGACGUUGCAGUGUUUUUGCUAAAUUUAAAAAUACAUGUUUAAAAGUAAGACGCAUAUUUUGUACAAAAAAUAAGAUUAAAGGGGUAUUAUUUGGUAUGGUGAAAUAACAAAGGGAGCAACUAACGACAAAGAUGGAUAAAAAAGCUUUUGAAAUUGUGCUUGAUGAAAUCAGAAAGUGUGUGCUGACAGAACAAAGAAUUAAAGCAAUCGAUCAUGUGCAUGGAUAUUUUUCCAGUGAACAGGUGACGGAACUGCUGAAGUAUUUUUCAUGGGCUGAACCUCAGAUAAGAGCUAUAAAAGCAUUACAACGUAAAAUGGUGGCUAUUCCUACAACCAAAGUGGUCAACAUUCUUAAUUGCUUUACAUUUUCAAAAGACAAACUUCUUGCUUUGGAACACAUUGCUUUAAAUAUUUCUGAUGCACAUAAUUAUCGACCCAUUGAGGACCUUUUCCGUAUCCAUCUACAUGAAAAAAAACGAUGUAGAAAAAUCUUAGAACAGGCAGCCAAAGUUGGUUGUCAAGCUCCUGAUGCUAUGAUCUCUUCCUGUGGAAUUACUCCUGGAAAUCCAUAUCCACAAGGAAAACCAAGUGUGAUUACUGGAAUAUUUCCUGGGACUCCAGCCAGAAGGGAUGGUGAUGACAGUUCCAUUGAAGGGAGAGGAAUAGCUGCCAGGAUUCUUGGACCAUUUAAACCUGCACCUUCAACUUACAAUCCUCACAAGCCUGUUCCUUACCCAAUACCACCCUGCAGACCACAUGCAACCAUUGCGCCAAGUGCAUAUAAUAAUGCAGGUUUGGUAACCGGGGGUGGUGUAAUUGCCUCAACUGUGCAACCUCCUCCUUAUGGAGCUAAUCAGUCUGGAGCAGAAAAGGAAGAGAAUUCCAAUCCAAAAUCCACUCAGUCUCAGUCUUUUUCCAGACCAUCUAGCCAACAGAACCACAAUUCUACAGUUCAAGGAGCUACAGUUUCUUCCCAUCCAUCAAAUCUUUCUACUUCUGCUACUCCUGGGCCUUCUCCCUCACCUUCUAAAACUACAGGCCUUCCAGCUUCAACUGUUCCUAUUUCCCCAGUUUUCCCAGGUUAUGUUCCUACCGCUGCUCAGUCUCCAAGUUCCGCAACACUUGUUUCUUCUGUCAUUAAAGGACCUCUUUUGCCUGGUUCUCCACUUGCCACUGCCAACCCUGCUGGACGUUCUACACCAGUGACACACAAUUUGACUGGAGUUUCUCCAUCUGUUCCACCUAGUCCUUCUGUUAUCAAAUCAUACACACCCAAUGUAACCCCUUGUCCUACCCCAGUGCCUAAUGGUUCCUUUACUCCUGUUUCAUCAGCCCACUCUGGGAUGUCCAGAUCAGGGACUCCUUCAGGCAUGCCUGCUCCCAAAAGUUCUUCUACUCCAGUUCCUGCUGUUUUUAGUCCACAGAGUCACCUGCCUCCUUCAACGCAAGGUUUAGCUCGUGAAUCUCCUGUUAACAGUCCUAACCAUCAUGGAAUGUCAAAUCCCAACUUUAAAGUCUUCUCUCCUGAGAUACAAUCUCAUCAUGGCUCAUCAAUACAAGCUUCCUUUACUGGACAUGCUACUUCUGCCAAUUCUGCAACGGGUUCCUCUACCCCUACUCCCUCUGUAAUCAGAAGUUUUACUCCUUCCAUUCCUACUCAUCAAGACUCCUCUCCUAAUCAGUCUGUUUUCUCUGGCCUACCUGUGGCAAACUCUGUUAAGCAUUCUUCUGCCAAUGGACAGUCUAUAACUAACAACAGUGCUUCACCAUAUUUAGGAACCAUGGCCUCUGAGCAGUAUGUUAAUGCCUCUCCAAAUCUGUCUAAUUUAUCCCGCCACAGUAAUAGCCCUGUAGCUUCUGCUUUCAAAGGGCCUUCUAGAUCAUCAACACCAUCUCUUAGUUCUUUAGUUAUACCAAACUCUUCUGCAUUAUCUUUAAAUCGUUCUUUGAACCUCAGCCAUUCUGCAGCAACAGUGCAAGCUACCUUGUCCAACACUGGUGGUUUGCAAGGUCUCCCUACUCUCCCUACUUUAAACUCCCAGGGCACAGUAACCACAGUUUCCCAUACAGCAGCUGGUGCAGCAUUUUCAGCAUUGCCAGGUUUUUCUAACCUCACCUCUGCCUCUGGCUAUCUUGGAGCAUCAAAUCUCCCUACAGGAAACAACCCAAAUGCUGCAAACUCUUCCUCAUCGCCCUCGUCUGUUACCUCCUCUCCCUUUGGCCUUGGCAUGUCCACUCCCAUUUCUUCCAUUUUCCCAGGUCUACCAUCUGGGCCUCUGGGGUCUGCAAACACUGGGUUUUCAGGCUUUGCUGGUUCAAACACUCCUGCUGGUAGCCCAGUACUGUCUUCCUUUGUUGGUCUUCAGGGUCCCUCCAGCUCUGUAGCAGCUGUAGCACCUCUACAAGCAGCAGUGGCUGCAGCUGCAGCAGCCCCAUCCUCUGCACCUGUCCUUCCAGGAUUUGCUUCUGCCUUCAGUUCCAGUUUCAAUCCUGCUCUUGUUGCACAAGCUGGCUUGUCUGGUGGUCUUCAGCCUACAGGAAAUGCUGCAUUUCCAGGACUCUUGUCAUUCCCUGGAAUUCCUGGUUUUUCACAAAGUCCAUCACCAGCUUCACUCUCUGGACUUCAGCACACAGCGGUUCAGUCUGCACUGUUACAGGCUUCGGCAUUAGAAAACUAUCCAGGACAGCCCAACAGCUUCCCCAAUUAUGCAUCCAGCCCAGGAACUCCGUUUGGACUGCAGCCUGGCCUGCACCCUCAGCGUGGAUGGCAGUAGAUCUUCAGCAGCCUCAUAUUCAACAUUGACAGGUUCUGGAGAAGAGUGAAAGGGAAGAAGAAGUGGAUUUUUGGCAGCAUUUCUACAAAGUUACAUUUAUUAGAAUUGUGAGAAUGGGUAAUUAGAAAGAAAGAUGUCUCUGCAUUUUUCAUUAAGCAGCAUUGAAAAAGCAAUAUAAAAAUACCCAUUACAGACCCCUAUUUCCAAGGAUUACACUUUUUUUGUCACCAUGAAGGGCUUUGGUUUUUAUAGUUGAAGGAAUGUUUGAUUCUAAGCGUCACUGAAAAUAGGGCUUGUGUGAAAUGUAACCAGCAAUGUGCAAAUUAACUCAAUCAAAAAGACUCUUAUGUCCAUUCUAUAUAUAUUUUAAUUAGAAAUUUCUUGGUUUUCUGUCUUUAUAUGAACUGUUUUGCACACAGUUGAGCCAGUAGGUUCUGAGAUAAAUAUCUAGGAGUUAAAUGUGGUGUUUAUUAACAUUUGUUUUAAUAAUGAUCAUUAUUUGCCUUUUUGUACCAGUAUCUUUAACAUUUUGUAUCAUGUGUUUCUUUGCACAAUCAUCCUAUUAUGUUUACUCAAAUAAGGCUGACUUUAUUUUUUGAUGGUAACAAGUUAACACUGCCAACCAAAUCAUCAUAAUUGUUAAACCACCAUUUGAUGCUGUCCUUGAACAAGAGUAUAUAUAGCCCAUUAUCCGUGCAGCAGCACUGUACUUUAAAAUGUAGGCAUUUUAUCAUAUUUUUCCACUUGCAUAUUUCUGAGAGAUUUCAAUAUUUUUGAAAUCUGUAGUUUUUCGGUUGGACAGAUCUUAAAAUUUUCUUUUUUUAUCAUGAAGUUUAUAAUUUUUUUUUGUACUGCUUAUAACAUCUAGUCUCAAAGAUUUGUAGGAGAAAGUUGAGCCAAGCUACAUCUCUUUGUAGUAUAGUAUCACAUUAAAAGAUACACACGUGUGUAGUUAGUUGGGUCAUAUAAAGGUCCAAGUGUGUGAUUUUAUACUUGAACUUUGCUGGUUCAAGUCUGGCUCAGUGAACCCAUUUGCUCACCUUACAUAAACAUGUACAAGCAGUUUAUGACUGCACUUGGCACACUGUUUGACAAUAAACUUCAGCUUGUUCUUCACAGGAUGCCGCCUGACAAAUCAUGAACCCUUUUGAUUUUUUAAAUUUAUGUUUAGAUUGAGUAUCUCUGCCAAUAAACUUUAUAAUUAUGCUAAUUUGAUUAUUAAGGUAUGUCUAGUUUGAUGCAGGAAAUUGAAAAAAAUUAAGUAGGAAAGACAUAAAUUAUAAUUUACAGAAAGUGUUUUUUGUUGUGUUUUAUUUUUAUUUAUUUUUUGCUGUUAGCUAACAGAAAAUACCAGUGCACAAUAUAAUAAGUAACAAAGGCAUCCUCCUAAGGUUAUUUUAAUUCAUGCAGCCCUCUUCCUCAGUUCCUGCAUUCUAAAUUGAGUUUUGAUAUCCAACUCAAUAUGUAAUAGCCAAACACUUCAUAAUGACAUACAAAAUAACUAUAGCCAUAAAAAAAAGAAAGCAUGGAUAAUUUAAGACGCAAUGCCUUUGUCACUUUUAGCCUGAGCUAAAAAUAUUUUGUGGUCACAGAUAUGUAUGUCAUCAUUGUCAAUUUGUUUACUUGUCUUUUUUUUUUUUUUUUUUUUUAAUUAUGAUGUUUUUCCUAACUGACAUAUUGUUGGAGUUGACAAUCACGGUAACUGUUUUUACCGUCUGAGUGCUUUUUCAGUUCUGUGUGAUUAUUCUGGUUCCCUAUUAACACUCCGUAAAAUACAUUCCCUCAUUAGAAGUGGUAAAACACAACAUAGGUUUGAAAAGGCCUAACUAUUAUAUGAGCAGUGAAUCUGGAACUUUCUGGAAAAGUGUAGUGUGUACUGGGCAAAUGAAAUUCAUAGUAUUUUGUGGUUGGUGCUUGCAAGUAUUUGGAUUUUGCACAGACACAACACACACAUGCUGCCCUUGAGAUCAGAGAGUCCAAAGAAGUGGUGUAAAGAGGUCAGAGUGAGACUGAGUGCACAAAUAUAGUAUUUGAACCCGGACUGGCGUUUACAAGAUAAGAUGGGAGUGGUGUGAUUCAGUCUGUGCCACUCACCUUGCUUAUCUGUGUUAUUUUUUUAUAUGGUAGAUGUGAACUUUUCUGCUGUCUAAAAAAAGCAAAGUGUUGCACAAAUACUUUGCAUAUGGAAACUUUUUUACUUUUUAAUGCUGAUUUGUGUUGCAUAGACUAAGAAUACCUGCCUAGGUUAGUUAUGUCAUCAUAUUUAAUGUAAAUCAUGAAAGGCAAUGUUUUCUCUGCAGGUAGUUGAUUGUUUGGAUUUCGAUGGAACUUAAGGAACAAAAACUAAUUCAGUUUGCACUUUGGACCAUUCACUCUCUCCAUUGACCGUAAUAAUGACAGUCUUCCUGGAUAAAAUUAAGUGUUCCAUUUUGAAAAAUAAUACAAAGCGAUUUCCUGAAAAUGUGCCUGAAUAAUUAAUUCGUAAACCUUACAACGCCUUAACGUCAGAUUUGACCUGGCUUUGUGUUUGAAAUCAAUAAAAGCACCCUAAAUUUCAACUGUUCAGGAUGAAACUUGGUGACUUGUCGUACAUUUCUCUGAAAUGAUGAACAGGAAAAAGGAAAAAAAAAACUCCCAUAAUUAAUACAGCUUCUAAAAAUUAUUAUUACCUAACCAUGUCUUCUAGUUCAUUUUUGACCCACCUUUCAUUUUAAUGGAUUUUCCACUACAUUUAAGGACACAACCUAUAAAAACAUCCUAACGGUCAUCCAUUCACUUCAGAACUAUGAAGGCUUUUAGUAAAAUUACCUAGCUUUACAAAAAGUAGAACAGUUUCCAAAUGUGCUAUUUUUAUAACAGCUGCUUCACAUUUUGAACCCUGCCAUUUCCUUUGAACCCUCCAUACAAAAAAGUAUUUGUAUAACUUCUUCUCUGGUCAAUUUUAAUGCCACCAAACCCCGUAUUUUCAGCUCAGAAAUGUAAAGGAUAUUAGUUUAGUAACAUGACUUAACUUUACCAAAGCCACACAUUUACAUAUAACUGCUACACCUUUUGAACAUUGCCAGGUCCUUUGGGUCAUUUAUGACCCACUAUUGGCUUUAAUGGAUUUUCCACAGCAUUUCAGCUGCUUUGUUUGUUCACAACCCAAACGCAUCCUAAAUGUCAUCCUUUAAGAUCUGCAGUACUACAGAUUAAGAUGGCCAAUCAGUUUUAACUACCUUUGGGGUGAACAUGGUGAUGUCCAGGGAACCUGAAGGGGUGUCAGAAUUGGGUCAAAAGAGACUCAGCAUUAUAUCAGCACUUGAUGACAUUGUGAGAGUUAAGUAGGAUUUGUCUAUUCAGAUGUCAUCUGAGAAUGUUUAUUGUAUUAUGUAGGCUGAUGGAAUUAUGUGUAUAAUUGGCUGCUUGUAUAUUUAUUUUUUUUAUUGAAAGCUCUCUCCUUCACUUCUUUGAACCCAGACUAUAACUAGAUAUUAUCAGCUAGCAAUGUUUUUUAUUUCUUUAAAGUUCUACGAUUUAUGUGAAAAUCAAUGGAAAAGUUUUUAAAUGAGAUCAAACUGUUCCCAGUUUAUAAAAACAUCAAGAUUGAAAUUAUAAAUUGAAUUUGAUACUUUAUGUAUGAAAUACAUUAAAAUAACAUUAGAAAUGAACCCAUCUUUCCAAUGAAAUUCUGACUGGUAGCAAGGUAUUUAAAGAAAAAGAAAACUAGAUACAAAUUUGAAUUUAACCAUUAAAGUAACAGUAAAAAAAGAACAUAUUUUGCUGUGAAAUUCUAAAUCAUUAAGUUUUUAGAUGUCAUCAAUAUGGUCCCCCUAUUUUAAGCUUAUUUAAACUAUUAAAUUUGAUAGUUUUAUGUAUUAAACACAUUAAAAAAUAACCUUAAUAGCCAUCUUUGCAGUGAAAUUCUGAUACUAGAAUAUGUAAAGCAAAAAUGGGUAGGUGCUGCUUUAAUGUUGCAUUUUUUUUUUUUUUCUUUUAAUCAAGCACCUUGCUCUCAAAUGACAAAUUAUGUUAUUACUGAAUUCUAUAUCAUUUGUUAUAUUAUUUUUUUGUUUGUUUUAUAUGUCACUCUGCCUGAAGACAAAAUACAGGUUUGUGAGGGAAGCAGUGUCAAGUUGUCAGUGGGAAUCAAAAUGUGGAAUUGCUUCUAAUAUUUACAAAGAGCUGCUUAAAGUUGAGUUUUCGAUGGAUUAUCUGAAAAUAUCAUUCAUUGUAUUUACAUCAGUUUCUUACAGAUUUGACAUUUUAGACUUUGUAGAGACCUGCACCAACUAGUCAGUGAUGCAUCAUUUGCUACCAAGCUAGGCUUCAGAUCUCUGCAGCUUCAUCUGCAAUAAUCAGGUCAUUUUAUUAAAUAUUGUUAAAAUAAAGGAUAAUAGCACAUUAAAGUGUGAAGGGUGAAAAAGAGAGCUGAACCAAUGAGGUGCUAGCUUAAAAUUUAUAUUUAACAUUUAAUCCAUUUAUUUUUUAGUAUUUUUGUUUAUAUAUAGUAGCAGUUUUAAAACCAGGUCUUUCAGUUCCACAUAGCUUAUGAAUUCCUAGCAGUGUAAUAGCAUAAUAAUGAUUUGGCAUUUUUGACUUUUUAUAUCUGCAAAAUGUACAGUGAAAUGUAAAAUGUUUUAUACAGAUUUAUAAUUCUAAAAACAGAAUGUGCAAGCAAAGAAUUUUAUUUGUAAUAGUUUUACGAGUUAUUGACCUCCGUUUUUUUGUGGGUUUUUUUUUUUUUUUUUUUUUGGAAGUGUAUCUUAUGACACACAGUAGCAGUAGAGACAGGUCAGGGUGAAUCGGAUGCAUAAAUGAAUUUAACUUUAGGCAACUAAAGUAGCUGUAGGUCUGAGCCGAGCCUCCACUACACACUGCUAUGCAGUUUAUGCCUACACUGGAGCUGAAUGUUCUUUGUAUGUGCCGUUUUAAUGGCAGCCCCAUUUAUAUUUAUAACUUUGUCAGAAUCACCACUUACUGUAUUUAUAAUUACUGUAGAAUAGUUAGGCCCCAGAAAGAACUGAACAAAGUGGAGAUCAAAGUAUUUAUUUAGCUGAAUAAGCAAUAUUCAGAUGAUACUGAUGUCAGUGAUAGUGGAAUAAACUGAAUGCAGCAAAGCUUCAUAAAUGAAAUGUAUUGUCCACCAGCAAAAUGAUAUAUGUAACGAUUUGAGCUAGCAGUUUGAGAGGUGUUCCUUUUUUUUUUUUUUUUUUUUUUUUUUUUUUAUACUGUAUAGCAGUGUACUUGAAGGUGGAUUGCACGUAUUCCAUUAUGUAGGUUAUUCCUCAGUUAUCACUUUGGUACUGAACAAAAAAUAAAAAAUGUUGGCAUAUGCUCAUUGUCAUGAUAAUAUGAUGGAACAAAUUAAGAAUGUUGCUUCUUUUAUUGUAGAUACAUUUUAGAUAUGAAAUAAAUGCUACCCAGUUAAAA